Aspergillus luchuensis is the source of this 858-nucleotide messenger RNA. RefSeq lists its product as uncharacterized. NCBI's taxonomy places the organism in Eukaryota, Fungi, Ascomycota, Eurotiomycetes, Eurotiales, Aspergillaceae. The coding region runs from base 1 to 858 and encodes 285 amino acids. The transcript is spliced from 4 exons. The record is from RefSeq and is a predicted model, not a curated record.
AUGACGCGCGCUCAGCCAGAAGGAUAUGAUAAACUAGCAGCCGUAAUGGCUCUAGACCCCGGAUCCUGCAUCUUCCGCCGAUUCGCCAAGCUCAACGCCAAAAACCUCCUCUACCUCCAAGCAGAAGUAGCCUACAUCGAAGAAGAUCUUCAGCAUAUUAUAACUGAAGACAAAAAUUCCGCAUCACCCGAGAAGGCAAACUAUCCCUAUUCAGUAUGGGAGUUGAAGGAAUCUCUCCACCAGAAGGAUGAGUAUCCCGAGCAGUGGAUGAAAGUUCUCGAAGCGCGGAAAUUGUUGAAUGAGUAUAACGCAGCACUUCUCCAACAAGCCCAGCUCCUACAGUUUAGCAAGCCGGAGACGGCCGAUCUAGAAGUUCUCCAGGAGUGGCUAAACCGGGAACACAGCGAGAAAAGAUACUUUUCCCCGGAGGAUCAGUGGAGCGGAGAGAACGCUGAAGAUCUGAUUGCGUUACAUAGCCGACACGAUAACACGGACAAGUUCACCCGUCUUGUGUUUACGCGUGUCAUCCCGUUUUUCCAUAGAUGGCUAGGAUAUCGGGAUACUUCCCGAAAAGAUAUCGAAGCCGGUGUUUGGUACUACAAUAACCGGAGAAUCAGAUCCUGGACAUAUAUAGUAAGCUUGCUAAUCUCGGCCCUCCUACCUACUACUUCUGUAGUCGCGCUGUACUUCAUCCAACAGACAGCGGCCAAAUUGAUUAUUAUUUUCUUGUACAAUUUCAUAUUCGUGCUCGUUAUGGGCCUCAUGGUCAAGGCUAGACGGGUGGAGAUUUUUGCAACGGCGGCAGCGUUUGCUGCAAUUCAGGUGACCAUCCUUACGAGUGGGAAUGGAAGCUCUUGA